Messenger RNA from Durusdinium trenchii, 2705 nucleotides. Lineage: Eukaryota; Dinophyceae; Suessiales; Symbiodiniaceae. The record is from the annotation of a GenBank genome assembly.
GUAAUAGGAACCUUUUUGCACCGGUGCUUUCCCAGCGCCCCGAUCUGCCCAAGUCCUCGACUCGUCGCGCGCCGCGCUCCUUGUUGGGCUCGAAGGCAACUUGCCGUCGUCUGGGGUUCUCACUGCCACCGCGCCUGAGCUCCCUAAAAGAGGGAGGUCUACCCGGUGUUUUGCUUCAAGCUCCUAACAUCACACGGGGCUUUCCUUUGAGCCUCGCACCGUUUCCUUUGCUCCAUGCGCCUAUGACGAGGCUUUGGCGGCUUUGGCCUUUGCUCUGGCUUUAUGCGAAGGCGCAGAGGAAUGGACGGAAGCAUCGCUUGAUGCGGUCUCAGGAGCAGCUCGCAGCAGUGGCGGUUGACGAGUCAGGAGGCGUGGAAUGCACCUGGAGUGAUUGGAGUGCCUGGUCCUAUUGCUCGGCCUCCUGCGGUGAGGGCCUUCAAACGCGGAAGCGCUGGGUCGCCAUUGCCGCGCAGGGCGGUGUGCAAAACUGCGACGGCAGCAGCGAGCAGCGCCAGAGCUGCGAAACGCCCUGUGCGCCCGGCGUGCAGUGUCAUUGGGAUGUUUGGCAGGACUGGUCCGAAUGCACAGCCUCCUGUGGAGGUGGCUGGCACCAACGGGUGCGGGCCCUCUCGGCCAGCUCCAACCGCACAGAGUGCAACAUGGCCGCUGGACACCAGGAGGAGCCCUGCAGGGAGACGCCCUGUGUCAGCUGUUGGUCCGAAUGGUCUACCUGCAGUCAGAGCUGCAGCGGCCUGCGGACCCGCCGCAAUAAGGCCAGUUGCCCCUCAGCCAGCCAAGAAGAGCUUUGCAACGUUGAGGCCUGUGACUGCGUGCUCAGCGACUGGAGCGAGUGGGGCCUUUGCAGCGGACCGUGCUACGAGGGCCAGGCGGUGUCCAAGCGCACGCGGACUCCCCAAGGUCAGUCAAAUUGCGGCUCGGAACAGCUCCAAGAGGAGAAGAGCUGCGAUUGCGUGGCGUCAGUGGUCAGUGCCAGUGUGACUGUGACCACCACAUCAGAGGGUCCCAUCGACUGCGUCUGGGCCAAGUGGGAGAGCUGGGAGGCGUGUACGGCCAGCUGUGGGUCUGGCACCCACACGCGCAGCCGCUCGCUCGCCACCCACGCCAACAACCUGGGCCGAGACUGUGCCGGGGAGGAUCGACAAGUGCAAUCCUGCAAGGGCGAGGAGUGCCCCAGUUGCAGCACCUCGGAUUGGAGCGACUGGUCGCCGUGCACGGGGCCCUGCUCCUACUUCAGCUCACGCUCCAUCCGCGUGCGCGAGCCACUCCAGCAAGGCAUUUGUGACCAGAGCCUGGAGGAAGAGAGAGCCUGCAGCUGUGACGAGCAGGUGAGUGGCACCACUGGCGCACCGGGCUCGAAUGCUUCGGUGCACCUCCAUUCGGGCGAGGAGGUGCCGAUUGAUUGCCAGUGGGCCGACUGGCACGAGUGGGAGGCGUGCACCAAAAGCUGCAACAAGGGGAUCACUCAUCGCACCCGAGACAUCCUCCGCCCGGCCAACUCCUUGGGAGCGGAAUGUUUGGGUGAGACCCGACAAACGGCCAACUGCCAUGAAGAGCCAUGCCCCUGUGAUUUGGGGCCCUGGUCAGACUGGAGCAACUGCGCCGGUGACUGUGCCGGCCAAGCAGACCGUGCUGUACGGACGCGUGAAGUGCUGGAGAAGGGGAAUCAAAGUCAUUGCAUUGAAGUUCUUGAGCAGGAGAAGGCCUGCGCUUGCACUCAACCGUCGGCAGACGGUGACGACGACACGAUGACUGCAGCAGAUCUCCGUGCACAGAACCUGGCCGGUGGCACCGGAAGCAGCCAGGAGUCCAACCCGGACGACCGCCGAGUCUCCGGCGCUUUGGAGUUGGAGCUGCCGGACCCGGUCACCUUCUCUUCGGACCCGGCGGCCGAGACCGCGGCUCAGGCAGCUAUCUCCGAGCUGGUUGGCCAGAGUGGGACGGACCUGUCAACCCUGGCAGUGUCGCUGAUGCCAGCGGUGAAUCAAAACCACACCGUGGACUGUUGGUACAGUCUGGUGCUCCCCGAAGCGGAGGCCCUGGCGGUCGCCGGUCGACUGCACGGCGUGGAGACGAGCGAGGCCACUCAGCACCUAGGUGCCGAGCUCCUGCGCUUGGGCCUCUCGAGCAGCGUGACGGUGAAAGGCAUCACAGCCACCGUGACCUCCACCCGCACCUGACUGGGGUCGCUCUGGGGAGGACCGCGGAGGACAGCGGAAGAACGGAAUUCGGCUUGGGAGUCCCUCGGAGAGCUUUCUGGUUGCACCUUUGCGACAUUGGGUGGAAGUAGCGAGAUUGGGUCGGCAGGAACUUGGAGUCUGGGCAUCCUCAUCGGUCGAAGUGGUAAGAGCGAGGGUUCAGUGUUUUUAAUGUUGUAACAUUGGAUGACCUGGGGAGAUAACUUUAUCAUAUCUAGAUGAUGGUUUCGGAUAUUUUUAUGUUCAACCCUUCCUUGGGGAUGAUUGGACCCUCUGACUAAUAUUUGUUUAAGUGGGUUGAAAAGACCAACCAGAUAUUGUUUUGGUUGUUUGUUACCGCUGUUCAUUUAUUUGGGGCUUCUGGUGCAUGUCAUUGUGCUGAUCUUCCGAGCUAGUGCUCAGCAGCAGCUGAUUUGUGGUACAUGAUUCAUGUAUUUAGUGCUCAGCAUUUGCUCCACGUUAGGCUUGGGGAUUCAAGUCUUUGAUCAA